This is a messenger RNA of Exophiala viscosa, 3410 nucleotides long. Its product is annotated as transcription factor S-II, central domain-containing protein. The record is from RefSeq and is a predicted model, not a curated record. Gene Ontology annotation, biological process: DNA-templated transcription. The transcript is spliced from 3 exons. The coding region runs from base 458 to 2962 and encodes 834 amino acids. NCBI's taxonomy places the organism in Eukaryota, Fungi, Ascomycota, Eurotiomycetes, Chaetothyriales, Herpotrichiellaceae.
CUGCCUCCCGGGUAAAGCCAGGCAUCGAUUUCUUCACGUGACCCUGUCGAGUUCCGAGGUUGAUGUGAUUGGCCACUCUUAAACUUGUCUCUGCUGUCGUUGCAUUUCUUCUCCGCCGCUUGGCACCUUGCAGCUUAUGAUGGUGAGUCGCAAACCCGUCCUUGCCGUUUCCCGCCAUCCAUCCAACGCCUGCGCCAUUCCAAACCAACACAACACACACUCGUCUACGCACUCUUAUUACAUUUCUAGGAUUUUCUUUACACAGACCGAGGUCGUGCGGUACUCGUACUGGAGGCAUAGUACUAUUGAGGGGUCAGAUUGCAUCGGGGUGCUUAUUGGCGCAAUCUGCUGGUCUCGUGAACACUCUCCACGGCUUGUUGUAGAUCGCGAUAUAAACCGUGAUUUGUGACGAGCCUCUACGUUUUGCGUAUCCUGUAGUGUCGCUCGAUAUCUCCAAAUGCCUACCAUGGCCGACGAACCUAGGCGAUCAGGUCGCGCCACCAAAGGACAAUACACCAAAGAUCGCGACAUCGAAGAGGGCUCUACCAAGAAGAAGGGCAAAGGGAAAGGCUCCAAGGCGAAGGCAGCCGAGGAAGAGCAAGAUGAAGAAGGCGAUGAAAUCAUCCGAUGUGUUUGCGGACAAUACGAAGAAGAGGAAGAUGUCCCUCGAGCUAUGAUCUGCUGCGACAAAUGCUCUGCAUGGCAACACAAUGGCUGCAUGGGUUUGCCAGAAGACUAUGAAGUCGACACAUACUUUUGUGAACAAUGCAGACCUGAAGACCACAAAGACCUACUCGCCGCCAUAGCGCGAGGGGAGAGACCGUGGGAAGCAGCACUCGAGAGAAGACAGGCAGAGGCGAGAGGCAAGAAGAAAGGCAAGAAAGGCAGAAAGUCUGGAGGUGCUCGUACGAGCGAGGUCCCUGCAAGUUCGUCUCAAGAAGCGACCGAAGCGACCCCUCAACCUGCCACUACUGGUCAGAAGCGCAAACUUGAGGAAUCACCAAAUGUACCAGAGUUGAAGAACAAGAAAGUUCGCGGUACCCCUCCUGCCGAUACGGACGGCGGAGAGACUACAACACCAGCUCGCAAGAUCAGUGAGACUCCCUCGAGAGUCGUGUCGAAGUCAGAAUGGCCUGUUGUAUCGGAUGUGAAAGAUUUGGCAAACACUGCACGAAGAAGCAGUGCAUCAACUCUCAUCAAGCUUAUAGAGCAACAAAUCAAAGAGACUGUAAAGCGAGGUGAAUACGCCGUUGCCGCUGGAUCAAGCGCUCCAGAGACUGCAGCCCAACUCGCCCUACGGCUCGAGAGCGCCCUGUAUCAUAUCCACUCCGGUGGUAAUGGCGACCCUACCGAAGCCUACAAGAACCAACUUCGAUCGAUCCCCUUCAACAUAAAGAAGAAUCAUGCUUUGGCAGCACGCCUCCUAAACGGAGAGCUCACUCCUGAGGAGCUUGCGGCAAUGGAUCCGAAAGACAUGGCAAGUGAUGAACAAAAGAGAAAGGAUGCAGCUACCAUAAAGGAAUUGGAGAAACAACAUACGAUUGUGGAGGAUGAUGGACCUCGAAUUAGACGGACACACAAGGGUGAAGAAUACGUUGAUGAGUCGAGACAAGUUGCCAUGGAGUCUCAGACGUCUCACAUUCCUGUACGCAAACCCAGCGGUAUCGAGCCCACAGAUGGAGAUAUCACAAGCCCUGGCUUGAAAAGUCCUUCUGAGACACCUGCAGCUGCUCCACGCGCGAGGCCAUCCGUGAAUACCACCAAACGACAAUCGUCGGCCAAUUUCGAUAUUGACAAGGUGUGGUCAAACGUUCAAGGCUCUCCUGACGGUGAACAACGAUUCGGCGAACUUCCUCGACAAUCAAGCGGCGUGGCUGCUCGCGAGCCUCAGGGACCAGGCGCCAAGGCGGAUGCAGACAUUGACGAGCUCCUCAAAGAUGAAGACGCCGAGUCACCGCCAUACUCGCCCAAAGAGGUUGCCGAAGCUGAUGGUGUCGUAUGGAGAGGCACGGUCAAUGGAGGCAACCUCGGUCGCUUCCACGCCACAGCAAAGUUUGCAGCGGGAGCAACGCCUGAAAGUGACACUUUGCGUAUGACUUAUGAUCAAGUCAUUCCCCCGGAAAUCGCCAUUGGUGGUCGCAUUGCGCCCGCCAAAGCCGACGAGUAUCUCUGUGGUCUGGAAUACAGCAACACUUCUGAUCUUGUCAUUGUAUGUAUGCCUGAGCCACAGAACUCCCACGACCAGGAGCAGUUCGACAAGCUGUUCAAAUACUUCAAGGGCAAAGAUCGGUUCGGUGUCGGCAUACAACACCAGAAUCCAGCCAUCAAAGAUAUCUAUCUCAUUCCCCUGGAUGCGGGUCAGGAGCUACCAACAUUUGUCAGGAAGAUUGAGACCGAGUUUCCAGACCCAACCCGAGAGCGCAUGAUGCUCGUGCCCAUUGUCAUCAAGAACAGUGAACUUCCUCACAAUCUUGCAACGGCGAUGCUUGACGGUAAUGGUAACCCGGCUUAUGCAAGUCCGUCACGGGGCGGGCCUGUUGCACAGACCCCUAUAACGCCUCAUGAUGGCGCUUUCGAUAUGCCACCCCAACAGGCCGCCGCUUACGGUCAAUCUCCUGCGCCUGGUCAAUAUGGCGUCAACGGUGCGCCGGGAAUGGUUCCAGGCCAGGCUUUCCCACCACAGCAUUAUCCGGUGUCGACGCCUACAACACAACACUCUGCGCAACAACAAGCAGCUCCUCCGCAGACGGAGUCCUUAGUUAAUGCCCAGAAGAUUCUAGGCCCGCUGGCUUCGAGUCCUGCUGUGGUCGAGCUGUGCGGUCAGGUGCCGACCGCGGGAGAGUUCGAGUUCAGGAUCAUCAAGGAGUGUUUGGAGAAGAAUCCUGAGGCGGGCAAUGAUCUGGGCUUGUUGACGGCUAUGUUGCAGCAGAGUCAUGCUGCUUCAGCUUCUGGUCCGAAAUAGACCACCGGCUACACGGCAGAAUAAAAGGGCUGAAGACUUGGAUAAGUCUGUCUGGCGGAGACCUUGUUAUGGAUGGUUGGCUGUUUCGCAGUGCCUCAGAUGCAAUGAUACCAGGUUGUGGGCGUGAAGGAGGCAUGAGCGUUAGUUUUACGCGAGUGUGUAGUCACAUCAGCGUAGUGCUGUGUAGGGACGUACCGUCUGCACGGGAGAAGACUUCGCAAUAGCACUGGGGCUUGCAAGGGCCAUCAGUAGCUACCUUAGUAUUGUUCGAGUAUACCAUCUCGACAUUCAACGUGUUAGUCUUCUGCAAAGACAGGCUAUUGAGGGGUUCUAGUCGUCUGCUAUUGAGGGCGUAUAGUCAAAGGGUGUCUUGCUGUGCUUACUUCAAAUGUUCAAUACGGGGAAUUCAGUUAUUAGUUCAGGAAACAAUUAGGUAGUGUUCAAUGAC